AUGGAGAACGGUGGUGUGGUGUUGUACGCGCUCCUCCAUAGAAGUGGAGAGCGUAUGGGCUAUGUACACGUGCAGUGAUCUGUGAGCUUGAAGAAAGCCAAGCUGGAUGGAGCCCAAGAGAAGUUCAACACGUAUGUGACCCUGAAGGUGCAAAAUGUGAAGAGCACAACCAUCGCUGUCCGGGGAAGCCUGCCCAGCUGGGAGCAGGACUUCAUGUUUGAGAUUAACAGGCUGGACCUGGGGCUGACGGUGGAGAUGUGGAAUAAAGGCUUAAUAUGGGACACCAUGGUUGGCACGGUGUGGAUCCCCCUGCACAGCAUCCGCCAAUCAAACGAGGAGGGUCCGGGGAAGUGGCUAACCCUGGACUCCCAGGUUAUCAUGGCGGACAACGAUAUCUGUGGAACCAAAGACCCCACUUUACACCAGGUGCUGCUGGACACACGCUUUGAACUGCCUCUGGAUAUCCCUGAGGAAGAGGCACGCUAUUGGGCCAAAAAACUGGAGCAACUCAAUGCUAUGAGAGACCAGGAUGACUCGUACCAGGAAGACCCGGAGCGACCACUUCCUGUCCCAGGGACACAGUGCUGUAACUGGAGUCUGUGGGGAGACCAACAAAAUGAGGAGCCCAAGGAGCCGGUGGACCCGUCGCUGCGGGCUAGAGAGAACUGGCUACGAAUCAUCAACAGGGUCCAACAGCAGCUUCGGGAGGCACGAGGAGAGACAUCCAAUUCUUUGUGGUUUGGUAAAGGAGGGGUGGGAGAGGUUUUGUACAGCAUCGACAGCAUGCCUGAUCUGCGCAAGAAGAAAGGCCCCUGCCUGGUCAAAGACCUGUCUAUGGCCUCUCAGAACGCUCGGAAGGCUGGGAUCACAACAGCGAUGGCCUGCAGCACCCUCGGCAAUGAGGACCUGAAAAGUCACGUUUAUAAGAAGACCCUACAGGCUCUGAUCUACCCCAUCUCCUGCACCACGCCCCAUAACUUUGAGGUGUGGACGGCCACCACUCCCACCUACUGCUAUGAGUGUGAGGGGCUGCUGUGGGGCAUCGCCCGCCAGGGCAUGAGGUGCUCCGAGUGUGGGGUCAAAUGUCACGACAAGUGUCAGGACCUGCUAAAUGCCGACUGCCUGCAGAGGGCAGCGGAGAAGAGUUCUAAGCACGGGGCAGAGGACAGAACCCAGAACAUCAUCAUGGUUCUAAAGGACAGGAUGAAGAUCAGAGAGAGGAACAAACCGGAAAUCUUCGAGCUCAUCCAGGAAGUGUUUACCGUCGUCAAGGCUACGCACGCCACGCAGAUGAAGCAGAUCAAACAGAGCGUGCUUGAUGGGACGUCCAAGUGGUCGGCCAUGAUCAGCAUGACUGUGCAGUGUGCCCAGGGCCUCCAGGCCAAGGACAAGACUGGUUCCAGUGACCCCUACGUCACAGUUCAGGUGGGCAAGACCAAGAAGAGGACCAAGACUAUCUACGGCAACCUCAACCCUGUCUGGGAGGAGAACUUCCACUUCGAAUGCCACAACUCGUCGGACCGCAUUAAGGUACGCGUGUGGGAUGAGGACGAUGACAUCAAGUCCAGGGUGAAACAGAAGUUCAAACGGGAGUCAGAUGACUUCCUGGGUCAGACCAUCAUCGAGGUCCGCACGCUCAGCGGAGAGAUGGACGUCUGGUACAACCUGGACAAGAGAACAGACAAGUCGGCUGUGUCUGGAGCCAUCCGGAUGCACAUCAGUGUAGAGAUCAAAGGAGAGGAGACUGUGGCUCCCUACCAUGUCCAGUACACCUGUCUACAUGAGCACCUGUUCCAGUACACUACAGAGGUGCAGAACAGUGGUGUGGUGAAGAUCCCUGAUGCUAAAGGAGAUGACGCGUGGAAGGUGUACUUCGAGGAGACUCCCCAGGAGAUCGUGGAUGAGUUCGCCAUGCGCUACGGAGUGGAGUCCAUCUACCAGGCUAUGACCCACUUUGCCUGCCUGUCGUCUAAGUACAUGUGCCCGGGCGUGCCCGCGGUGAUGAGUACCCUGCUGGCCAACAUCAAUGCUUACUACGCCCACACCACCCAGUCCACCAAUAACGUCUCGGCAUCAGACCGCUUCGCCGCAUCCAACUUUGGAAAGGACAGGUUUGUGAAACUCCUAGAUCAGCUCCACAACUCCCUGAGGAUUGACCUAUCCAUGUACCGGAAUAACUUCCCAGCCAGUAGCCCUGAGAGGCUGCAGGACCUCAAGUCCACUGUAGACCUACUGACCAGCAUCACCUUCUUCAGGAUGAAGGUCCAGGAGCUGCAGAGCCCCCCCAGGGCCAGUCAGGUGGUGAAGGACUGUGUCAAAGCCUGUCUCAACUCCACCUACGAAUACAUCUUCAACAACUGUCACGAACUCUACAGCAGAGAGUACCAGACAGACCCUGCUAAGGCUGACGUUCCAGAAGAGCAGGGUCCCAGUAUCAAGAACUUGGACUUCUGGUCAAAACUCAUCACCCUCAUCGUCUCCAUCAUAGAGGAAGACAAGAACUCCUAUACACCCUGUCUCAACCAGUUUCCUCAGGAACUGAAUGUGGGCGUGAUCAGUGCAGAGGUCAUGUGGAACAUGUUUGCUCAAGAUAUGAGAUAUGCCAUGGAGGAGCAUGAGAAGAACCGGCUGUGUAAGAGUGCUGAUUACAUGAACCUGCACUUCAAGGUGAAGUGGCUCUACAACGAAUACUGCAAAGAGCUGCCCACCUUCCAGAAACGUGUACCUGAGUACCCAGCGUGGUUCGAACCGUUUGUCAUCCAGUGGUUGGACGAGAACGAGGAAGUGUCCAGAGACUUCCUGCACGGUGCCCUAGUGAGGGACACAAAGGACGGGUUCCAGGUGACGUCAGAGCAUGCUUUGUUCUCCUGUUCGGUGGUGGAUGUGUUCUCUCAGCUCAACCAGAGCUUUGAGAUCAUACGCAAGUUAGAGUGUCCUGACCCCCAGAUCGUAGGCAACUACAUGAAGCGAUUCGCCAAGACCAUCGGCAACGUUCUGCUGUCCUAUGCUGAGAUCAUUUCCAAAGAGUUCCCUAAACAAUGUGGGAACAAAGAGAAAGAGAAAGUGCCCUGCAUCAUCAUGAAUAACAUCCAACAGCUGAGAGUGCAGCUGGAGAAGAUGUUUGAGGCCAUGGGAGGCAAAAAUCUGAACGUGGAGGCCAGUGACUUCCUGAAGGACCUGCAAUUAAAGCUCAACAACGUCAUGGACGACCUUAGUAGGAUCUUCGCCGUCAGUUUUCAGCCCCAGAUUGAGGAAAAUGUAAAGCAGAUGGGAGAUAUCUUGGGCCAGGUGAAGGGACAGACUGUUACAGACAACAACAGCGUGGCCGGGGACGCAGACAACGUCCUGCAGCCCAUCAUGGACUUCCUCGACACCAAUCUGUCGCUGUUUGCUAAGAUCUGUGAGAAGACUGUGCUGAAGAGAGUGCUGAAGGAACUGUGGAAACUGGUCAUUAACACUAUGGAGAAAAGCAUUGUGCUUCCACCGUUCACAGACCAGUCGGGCACUCAGAUGAUCUUUAAUGCAGCUAAGGAGUUGGGUCAGCUUUCCAAGCUCAAGGAGCACAUUGUGAGAGAGGAGGCCAAGGCUCUCUCCCCUAAACAGUGUGCCAUCAUAGAGCUGGCAUUGGACACCAUUAAGCAAUACUUCCAUGCGGGUGGUGUGGGUCUGAAGAAGACGUUCCUGGAGAAGAGUCCUGACCUGAAGUCUCUGCACUAUGCCCUGUCCCUCUACACACAACACACUGACAAGCUCAUCAGGAAGUUUGUCCUUUCACAAAACGCUCAGGGGUCGGGAGUGGAGGAGCCAAUCGGAGAGGUGGUAAUGCACGUGGAGAUCUACACCCACCCCAACACUGGAGAACACAAGAUCACUGUGAGAGUGAUUGCUGCUAAUGACAUUAAGUGGCAGACACAGGGGAUAUUUCGUCCCUUCGUGGAGGUCUACAUCAUUGGUCCCCACCUCACUGACAAAAAGAGGAAGCACGCCACCAAGUCCAAGAACAACAGCUGGUCGCCCAAGUUCAACGAGACCUUCCAGUAUUCCUUGGGCAGUGAGUUGGGUCCGGAGGGCUAUGAGCUGCAGGUGUGUGUGAAGGACUACUGCUUCGCCAGGGAGGACCGUACGGUGGGCAUGGCCCUGAUGCAGUUGAAGGACAUGGCCUCCCGGGGCAGCAUGACGUGCUGGCUCCCCCUGGGGAAGAGGGUCCACAUGGACGAGACGGGCCUGACGGUACUGAGGAUCCUGUCCCAACGCAACAACGACGACGUGGCCAAAGAGUUUGUCAAGCUCAAGUCAGACCAGCGCUCUGCCGAGGAGGGACGGGCGAGCUGA
Salvelinus namaycush (lake trout) is the source of this 4332-nucleotide messenger RNA. RefSeq names its product protein unc-13 homolog A-like. Gene Ontology annotation, biological process: dense core granule priming; synaptic vesicle maturation; synaptic vesicle priming. NCBI's taxonomy places the organism in Eukaryota, Metazoa, Chordata, Actinopteri, Salmoniformes, Salmonidae. Gene Ontology annotation, molecular function: phospholipid binding; diacylglycerol binding; syntaxin-1 binding. Gene Ontology annotation, cellular component: presynaptic active zone cytoplasmic component; neuromuscular junction; plasma membrane. The transcript has 39 exons. The record is from RefSeq and is a predicted model, not a curated record.